Molecule: messenger RNA, 3866 nt
Organism: Alligator mississippiensis (American alligator)
Lineage: Eukaryota; Metazoa; Chordata; Crocodylia; Alligatoridae
Gene: TRIM41
Product: tripartite motif containing 41
Exons: 6
Coding region: 539-2494 (651 amino acids)
Molecular function (GO): zinc ion binding; protein binding
Source: RefSeq, a predicted model, not a curated record
AGUUGCUGAGCGGGGGAGGUGGGGUGGUUGUGACCAUAGAGAGGCAGCAGGGCUGAGCGCAGAUCGUCCCCGCAUGCCCUAGCUCCAUUUCCGGUGUUGCCCCCAUAGAGACUGGGGUCAGCUGGUCGCGCUUUUCCGGGGAAGGGAUCGGACCCGCGGCAGAGGCUCUUCCCGACUUCCGGGAGUGAGAACCAUAGAGCCGCCUGUGUGUGAGAGCAGAGUGCCGCCGUUCCCAUGGCAACCCGGCGCUUCCGCCCAACAGUUCCGGGGAGACUAUCGAGCCCGGCAACGCGAAGCUAGAAAGUCGCCGCCCGCUGUGUCGCCCUGGCGAGACAGCGCAACGGGCGGCCUGAAAACCAUAGAGAGACGGGGCCUAGAUAGUCCCGGGGGGCGUUAAAACACAACCACCAGCGGGGGCGGAGAUCGAGGCACUUCCGGUCACAUGACGUAGCACCACAGAGAGCGGCGGGUGUCGGGCUAGAGUGUCCCCGGCCGGCGCCGAGCGGGCCCGGGCUCCGGCGCUCGGGGGUCCGCGGCGAUGGCGGCGACGGUGGCGGACGGGGCGGGGGCGGGGGCCGGCCCGGGCGGGCGGCUGAGCGCGGUGGACUCGCUGCAGGAGGAGGCCGUGUGCGCCAUCUGCCUCGACUACUUCACCGACCCGGUGUCCAUCGGCUGCGGACACAACUUCUGCCGCGUCUGCAUCGCGCAGCUCUGGGGGGGCGAUGGCGAUGGAGACGGGGACGCUGACGGGGCCGGGCCGGGCCAGGCUGGCGGGGAGGCGGCCUACGCGGACGGGGCGGCGGCGGCGCCCGCGGGCGACGUAGGCAUGGGCGAGGAGCUGGAGGACGACGAGCUGGACGAGGAGGAUGAGCUGGACGAGGACGAGCUGGACCAGGAGGAGGAGGAGGAGGAAGAAGAGGAAGACGACAUGUGGAGCGAGGAAGAUGAGGACGCCGACCUGUGGGAAGACGCGGGCGAGGACGACAUGUGGGAGGAGGACGUGGGUGCCGAGCUGUUCUUCGGAGACGACGACUACGAUGAGGACGUGAUGGAGGAGGAAGACCUGGAGGUGGAGGUGGAGGAAGAGGAGGAGGAGGAGGAGGAAGAAGAGCAGCCACCCCCACCUCCACCACCGCCUGGACCCCUGCUGCUGCCCAGGCCUCGACGCCCCCAGGCCUUCACGUGCCCCCAGUGCCGCAAGACCUUCCCCCAGAGGAGUUUCCGGCCCAACCUGCAGCUGGCCAACAUGGUGCAGAUCAUCCGGCAGAUGCACCCGCACCCCCAGCGGCUCGUGGUGCCGGCCCCCCGGGGGCCCGGGGGAGCGGCGGCCGUGGCGCCCGGGGGACUGGAGGGACGGGCCCUGUGCGAGAAGCACCAGGAGCCCCUCAAGCUCUUCUGCGAGGUGGAUGAGCAGGCCAUCUGCGUGGUGUGCAGGGAGUCGCGGAGCCACAAGCACCACAGCGUCGUCCCCCUGGAGGAGGUGGUGCAGGAUUACAAGACCAAACUGCAGAGCCACCUGGAGCCUCUGAAAAAGAAGCUAGAUGCAGUUCUGAAACAGAAAUCCAGUGAAGAGGAGAAGAUCACUGAGCUGAAGAACAAGAUGAAGCUGGAAAUCAAGGAGUUUGAGUCAGACUUCGAGCUUCUGCAUCAGUUCCUUAUUGGGGAGCAGGUGCUAUUGCUGCAUCAGCUGGAGGAGCGCUAUGAGGGGCUGCUGGCCCGCCAGAGCAGCCAUGUCAGUCAGCUGGAGGAACAGAGUGCAGCCCUGGGCCGCCUCAUCGCCGAGGCCGAGGACAAGAGCAAGCAGGAUGGGCUGCAGCUCCUGAAGGAUAUCAAAGGCACCUUCAUCAGGUGUGAGAGCGUCAAGUUUCAGGAGCCUGAGAUGGUGCCAGUUGAUGUGGGGAAGAAAUACCGCAAUUACUUCUUGCAGGAUGUGGUCAUGAGAAAGAUGGAGAAGGUUUUCAGUAAAGUCCCUCAAGCUGAUGUGACCCUUGACCCAGAUACAGCCCACCCGCACCUCAGCUUGUCCCUGGACCGCCGAAGUGUCAAGUUAGGUGAGCGGCGCCAAGACCUGCCGGACAACCCCAAGCGCUUUGACUCCGAUUACUGCGUCCUCGGCUCGCAGGGCUUCACCACGGGACGCCACUACUGGGAGGUGGAGGUAGGGGGCCGCCGGGGCUGGGCAGUGGGGGCAGCCCGGGAGACGGCCCGGCGCAAGGAGAAGGCCAGUGGCCCCCACCAGAAGCGGGAGAUCUGGUGCGUAGGCACGAAUGGCAAGAAGUACCAGGCACUGACAGCCACAGAGCAGACAGCCCUGUCCCCAGGGGAGAAGCCUCGGCGCUUCGGUGUCUACCUGGACUACGAGCGGGGCCAGCUGUGCUUCUACAAUGCUGAGAGCAUGGCCCACAUCCACACCUUCAACGCCACCUUCCGUGAACGCAUCUUUCCCUUCUUCCGCAUCCUGGCCAAGGGCACCCGCAUCAAGAUCUGCACUUGAUCCCUCGCCUGUCCUUCCCCUCCCACCUUAGGCCUUCUCCCAUGCUGGGUCUCCCUCCCCUGCUCCCCCCUGGCUACUCCCUGGGAGAUCUGGCACUGCACAGAGGCCUCGGGGUGGGCACCUCAGCCAGCCCGACAUUCCAAAGCCUGCGGAGUCCGUGUGUUGCUGUCUCUGUUCAGAGCGUGCAGGGGUGAGGUGGGGUCUGUUCUGUGGGCAGCAGACAGACCAUUUCGCCGGCAGCCUGCCGUCCACAGCACUGUGCAUAACGUUCCUGAACAUGCUGCUCUGGCCCCACUGCCUCUGCCCGUCAUACACAUGAGCCUCAAAUUGCCUAUGCCAUCCUGCCCCUCAUAAUGGUGUUGCUGCAGAGCCAUCGCUCCUUUGGGCAUUGUGGGAGGUGGCUGAACAAUAGCCUUUGCAGAGCUUGCCAGAAGAUGGACUGUGCUCCUGCAGAUACUUUGACCCCUUGGCCUAAAAGCAUAUGGAGAGCUCUGUUCUGCCUAUCAUUUCCAUAGUGACUUGAAUAAACUGGGGGCAUCGAUCAUAUAAAUCACCAUGAAUUACAGUGGGACUUGUGGCCCUGCAGUUGCUCUGAAAAAUUCCUGUCUCAGGGCCUGCUCCCUACCCCUGAACCUGCUUGGUUCCCUACUAGUGUUUGGGCUUGUAUCCAAACCUACAAAAACUUUGUUUCCCACUGCCAUUCCUGUGUCUGGCUCCCAGCGCCUGCUGCUUCUCCUAGCCAUGCCUGUUGUCCCUGUGUCUGUACUUUUUUUUACUUUUUCCAAUUCUCCGGAACAGCCUCCUGUCCCACCACCACCACCCUAGACUUGAUCACCAGCUCCACACCAGAACCAUCAGUCACAUCCCUCCUUGGUCCACUUUGUUUUUACCUUCCAUUGCAGAGCCUGGACAUUUUAAUCAAUUCAUCAAUUUUUGAAGCAGCCAGGCUGAGAUGAGGGAGGGGGGUGGGAUGGCUUCUUUGUUACAAGUAUAGAUGUCAUCAGAGAACCAUUCACAAAGUGACUGGAGAUGCCUGGAACGUUGUGGCAUGCUUCUGUUACUCACCUUGUCCAUCCAGGGCGUCACUUUGAGGCCACGGUGGUGGGAAUCCAUCUCCUCUUUUCCUAUGCAGCUUAGAGCUCUCUGAGGUGUAGGUAUUUAUUUUUUGUCCCUUUCUCAGCUGCCCUCUCCCUGCUGAGUUUCCAACAAGCCCCCUCCCUCCUAGAGAGACUCUAAUUGCACCUGCUGUGUUCUUUUUUUCCCCCAUUGGCAUUACAGAGCUAGUUUGAAAUAUUUUUGCCUAAAACAAGAGUUAAAUGGAGAUUUAGUUUUUUGAAAUGUUAAAAUAAUAAUAAAAGGAUUGUACAGUUCA